GUUUUAAAUACGUCAACGUUUGUUUAUCAUCAAAUCUUGUCUCCCAGAAGGAAUUAAAUAUUCUGAAUUCGUUUUAAAACAUUUCACGUCGAAUUGGUGUGAUAGAGAUUUAAACAGAAGAAAACUGUGGCACAUAAAGAUAGCUUAUUUUGAAUGGAGAGACAUCGAGGUUCCAAAUGAGGAAUUGGUUGCUGUUUUUACUUAUUCUUGUAUUAAGCGUAUCAGGUCUAAGUGAUGGCGCGCACCUGCCGAUCUUUUUUCCGGACGUCAUCACCGCCGUUAUACUCGAAGGAACCAUAGAUCCUGUGGUGACCGAUUUGAAUUGCACCACGCCCGCUGGGGGUCUUUGCUCGAUCACUAUUACGGAUGGCGAUGACUCCCCACAAAACAAGUUUACAGUGGCUGGAGCUGAGCUGAGGACCAGUUUCAAUUCCACCGAUUUCGAGUCGUUAGAGGCAAAGAACUUUGUAUAUACAUUGGUACUGAGUGGAACAGAUCCUAGUAUCCCGGCUCUGACCGGCGUGGCCACGAUCUUCGUGUAUGUUGACCCUGUGAACGAACAUGACCCACGAUUUGACGGAUUGCCGUAUACAGCCUCGGUUUCAGAGGACACCCCACCAGGCACUGAAGUGAUACUGCUGACUGGUAUGGACGAUGACUUGGGACCAGAUGGUGACAUCUCUUUUUCCAUCUUUGGUGGUAAUGUAGGCAAUGCAUUUGACAUCAAUCCAGCUACUGGAAGAAUCUUAACAAAGAAUCUAUUGGACUAUCAGACGCAGCAAACAUACAAUCUGCUCGUCCGUUUGUCGGACGGAAAUCGGUCGGUCGUAGCAAAUGUCGCUGUUAUAGUUAUCCCAGUAAAAGACAACAUCCCACAAUGCACUCCGGCUGUCUAUCACAUCAGUAUGGACGACUCCCUAGCAACUGCAGGAACCACGAUACAAACGUUGGCGUGUUCAAAUGUAGAUGGCGAUCCUAUGACUUACAGCAUAAUUAGCGGGGAUGUAUCGGGGGAAUUCGAUAUCACAAUCCCACCGGCCGUGGUGCUGGUGAAAGAUCUAAAUGCGAGCCAACAGACCCUGAGUUACCUCUUGAUGAUAAACGUCUCAUACGGGUCAAGGUCAACGGAUGUGUGGUUACGUAUUGACAUAAUUAAGCACAACGCACAUACACCAGAGUUUUUAACGAAUCCAGUGGUGGAUGUGCGCGAAAGUGACAUAGUGGGAACGGAAAUCGCCUUGUACACAGCCAAUGACACGGAUGCGGAACCGUAUGGAAUUGUAUCUUAUGAAAUAGAAUCCGUAACAAAUGGUGGCAUGACCAAUUUUUUGAUUGAUUACAAGUCGGGGAGAAUAGAGCUUGCAAAGCGCCUGGACUACGAACAUUUCACAACCUAUGAUUUGAAAAUAGUUUGUACAGACGGGGGCGGGCUGAAGGGUACCGGAAUGGUGACAGUAAAUGUUCAAAAUGAAAACGACAACGCACCUGUCUGCUCUACAUAUCUAGAGGCGUACAAUAUACCCGAGGAUAUAGGGUUGAAUGAAUUGGUAUCGGCGGACAUUCAGUGUACGGAUGCUGACGGUGACCCCUUGGUGAUUAACAUGGUACAGAGUCCCUCCGGAUCCACCUUCACUCUCUCCGGCACCAGGACGGUCCUUGUCAACGAACUUCUGGACUUCGAAACACAAUCGAUUUAUGAUCUUCGUAUUUCCGUCAGUGAUGGCGGGGGCACUCCCGCUGUGAUAACAUUCACAAUUGACGUCACGAAUGUGAACGAAUACACUCCCGUAUUUACCAACACAGGUAAAUAUUAUUCUACUAUCAGUGAGGCCUCCCAGCCUGGCGUUCUUGUUACCACGGUGACAGCGACCGAUAGCGACAAGGACACGGUGUCCUACAGCUUUGUGGCACCACAGACAAAAUUUAACAUUGGAUCAGCAAGUGGGACAAUACUACUGAACAAAAUGUUGGACGCCGACACCCAAUCUUCGUACACCUUACUAAUUCAAGCAUCUGACGGACAGAGAGAAUCCACCGCGACAGUGUUUGUAACGGUGAAUGACGUCAAUGAACCGCCUGCAUUUGAUCAGGUCACGUACAGCUUUACCAACACCGAAAACACGAAGACAGGAACGAUCGUGGGCAAGGUAACAGCCAGAGACCCGGAUGUAACGGGUAACAACGCUUUGUUUCGUUACUCUAUUAUUUCCGGCAACGUUAAUUCUCAUUUCCUCAUUAAUCCUGACGACGGCACCAUAAGUGUCGCAGUGCCCACUGACUACGAAUUUACGCAGAUUAUUCUUCUGGUAACUGAGGUCUCGGAUUUCGGAUCCAGUGCACUAUCAGAAAAAUGUACCGUGAAUAUCAGCAUUAUUGACGUCAAUGACAACGCACCCGGAUUUCCGACGUCCACUUUAGUCCAAUUUCUUGCAGAGAAUAGUAGUGUUGGAGAUGUUGUCACACAGGUUUUUGCAAAAGAUGUUGAUUCGGAUCAGAAUGGUAACAAUUUGUUUGAGUUUAGAAUGUUGUCAAACGUGCCGUUCACAGUCCAUUCUGUAUUAGGAACAGUGACCGUUAGUGGACAACUGGACAGAGAAACCCAAGAAAGUUAUGAGAUGAUCAUUGAAGCAGUCGACAGAGGAUUUCCCGCGCAAACAGGUUUUGUCACUUUGACCAUCACCCUGACAGACGUUAAUGAUAACGACCCAAUAAUACUUGGAAGCUACGACAAGACUAUUCCCGAGAACGCACCCAUUCAUUCCUUGGUAUUCUCCCUGGCAGUUAAUGACACUGACGUAGGGGACAAUGGACGCUUUCUGUAUUCCAUCUUAUCAGGGGAUCCGAAUUUUCAUUUUAAGAUCGAUCAGAUCAGCGGAUAUGUCCAGGUCGCCACGAAUCUGGAUCGCGAAUCCCAGGCAGUUUAUGAAUUAGUAAUUCAAGCCUCGGAUUUAGGAUCUCCGCAGAAGUCUUCGUCCAUUACUGCUACAGUCACGCUAAGUGACAUCAAUGACGUCACGCCAAAAUUCAACCAAGAUGUAUACACGUUCAGUAUCAACGAGAACUCUCCCAUUGGGACGGUCGUUGGAAACAUUGGUGCAACUGAUGGUGAUUUGGGGAAUAAUGCUUUAGUUACAUACAGAUGGAAAACAUAUAAUGAUGGCCACGCCGGAAAGUUUAUGAUUAAUGAAACAUCAGGAGAGAUAACCGUAUCGGACACUAUUGACCGAGAGAUGGAGGGGUUUUACUCCAUCAGAAUCAUUGUUGAAGAUGGUGGGUCAUUGUCUUCUGAAGCCAUUGUAAACAUCACCAUUAACGAUGAGAACGACAACGCACCGAUAUUUACAAGAAAUCUGUAUUCAACAGAAGUUUUUGAAAAUUUUACAGUGGGAGGCAUGAUUCUACCCUCUACGGCGUAUGACCUUGAUAUUGGACUCAAUGCUAUAAUAAGCUUUGACCUUGACAUGGUUUUACAAGAUGGAGUAAUAGCAGUACAAUAUUUUUCGAUAAAUGGCACUACUGGUGAUGUGUUUCUGAUCAAGGAACUUGACCGAGAGAUGUAUGAAAACAUUUCUAUGACGGUUACGGCAACUGAUGGAGGCUCACCGCCCCAGUCUGCCAAUACAACCGCUACAAUUUUCAUUGUUGAUAUAAACGAUAAUCGACCGAUAUUUACGCCGUCUUUUUAUAACGCGGAAGUGUCUUAUGAACAAGUGUGUGACCACGUUUUUACUGUAGUAACAGCGAUGGAUACAGAUCAGGAGAAGAAUGCUGAUGUUGUUUAUGAAAUGGAUCCAGCUUACGGAGAGAACCAGUUUUUGGUUGAUUCAACAUCAGGACAAAUAAGUACAAACGUGAGUGUCAAUGAAUCCCAGAACGUGAUUUUCGUGCGGGCACAUGAUCUUGGGACACCCAAUCUGAUGUCAUCAUCGAGCGCUAAAAUUCGAAUAGACUCGUUUAAUGCAAGCGAAACGAUCAUUUCAUUCUCUCUGGCAAUGAAAUUGUCUACAUACUUGAGGAAGGAAGCAGAAUUUCUAGCUCUCGUAAAGGCAACAAUUGAAGAAUUUUAUGCAACGGCGUAUGUUCGACGAUGGUGUAUAGAGGACAAAACAACUUCCGUGGUGGUAUAUGUCUAUUCCGUAAAGAACGAUCUAACAGAUUGGGAGACGAACCUGUUUAUGGAGAAACCGUUCAUGACUAAUGGUGAAUUCCUGGAUUCUUUGGACCUUAACGCGAAUAAUGUCCCCACCAUCAACGGAACAGACAAGCCAUGGAGAGAUAUGUUGGUCAUUGACGUCACACCCUAUGGAGAGAACAUCGUGUAUCCGGGAGGCGCCUCGCGUUCGUCCAGUGGGAGAGACCCGUCCGAUGUUACCAUUGCUCUGGCGGUUUUAUUUUCACUCCUUGGUCUGGCGUUAUUAGCAAUCCUUAUAUGCAUUCUAUGGAGAAGAAAUAAACGAAAAAAAGAAAAUGCAAACAAAUCAAAGACAAAGCUUAUCAAAGUUCAAUCGAACGGAAAGAAGAGCAAUGAUGGUUCGAAUUCUUUAGGGAGACAGUCAUUUGCUGCGGACGAAGAUAAGAGCCAAAUGGUCACAGUAGGUAAUCCGUCCAUGGUUUACUCAGGAUCUGCAAAAAAAUCUGGAUCUUCUGGCUCCAGAUCGACAAGAGGCAAUGGAUCACCUUCUGGAUCCGGAUCCACAACAGACAAUGAUCACAUGACCAGGAUUGACGUUGAUGGGAUGAGGGAGGGGCUUGUAACUCCAACAGAUGUAGGGAUAACACAGGGGGUGAUGAAUGGAGACACGGGGUCAGUGACUAGGGAUGGAGGGCAUGAGAAAGGUUUCAAUUACAGAAAAUAUGCUGACGACCAGCAUCCAGACAGACGUCUGAUGUCCGCCUCGGAUGGGAAGUCGUCGGCAAGGACAUUUGAGAAUAGAGGCAUCGACAAAGUUACGGGCUGGGUAUAUGAAAACAACCCUGAUAACAAUGGCCGACAGUGGCUCCGAACCCCGGAUGGAGAUCCUAUAUUUAAACAACUUCCUUUCGUUUAGAGAAAAAGUGACAACGAAUUUUAAGCAUUUGUUGAUUCAGAGAGGAAUAAAGUGUUUGAUCAGUCA
Ostrea edulis (European flat oyster) is the source of this 5114-nucleotide messenger RNA. Its product is annotated as protocadherin Fat 4-like. The coding region runs from base 177 to 5048 and encodes 1623 amino acids. Gene Ontology annotation, cellular component: plasma membrane; catenin complex. The record is from RefSeq and is a predicted model, not a curated record. Gene Ontology annotation, biological process: homophilic cell-cell adhesion. NCBI's taxonomy places the organism in Eukaryota, Metazoa, Mollusca, Bivalvia, Ostreida, Ostreidae. Gene Ontology annotation, molecular function: calcium ion binding; cadherin binding. The transcript is spliced from 20 exons.